This is a messenger RNA of Lodderomyces margitis, 714 nucleotides long. It is a transcript of the gene RIB5, whose product is annotated as riboflavin synthase. Bases 1 to 714 code for a protein of 237 amino acids. Gene Ontology annotation, biological process: riboflavin biosynthetic process. The transcript has a single exon. Lineage: Eukaryota; Fungi; Ascomycota; Pichiomycetes; Serinales; Debaryomycetaceae. Gene Ontology annotation, molecular function: riboflavin synthase activity. The record is from RefSeq and is a predicted model, not a curated record.
AUGUUUACUGGUCUUAUUGAAACUAUUGGAACGGUUGCUGAAUAUGUCGAGCAGGAUGGCUCGUCUUCAGGGGGCAAUGGUGUCUCCAUAACCAUUACUGAUUGUUCAACCAUAUUGGAAGAUGUUCAUCUUGGCGACUCCAUUUCAACCAAUGGAGUUUGUUUGACGGUGACAGACUUUGAUGCAGCCAAGACUCACUUCAAGGUAGGAGUAGCACCUGAAACAUUGCGCAAAACCAAUUUGGGAGCUUUGUCUAAAGGAUCAAAGGUCAAUUUAGAGCGGGCUGUGACGAGUGACGUGAGGUUAGGUGGCCACGUCGUGCAGGGUCACGUUGAUACAAUUGCGACGAUUGUUGGCAAAAAGCCGGAUGGGAAUGCAAUCACAUUCACAUUUGAACUUAGAGACAAGGAGUUUAUCAACUACAUCGUGCACAAAGGAUUUAUAGCCAUUGACGGAACUUCAUUGACAGUCACUUCUGUCGACGACUCAAAAGCUCAAUUCUCUAUAAUGUUGAUAAGUUACAGUCAGGAGAAGGUUAUCUUAGCAAAGAAGGAGAUUAGUGAUACUGUAAAUAUCGAGGUUGACCUCACCGGUAAGCUCAUUGAGAAACAAGUUGAACUUAACUUGAAGUCACAAAUUGAUAAAGGUGACAGUGCUUUGAAUGCAUUAAUCACAUCUAUCGUUGAAAAAAAGGUGAAGGAAUUAAUCAAGUAG